AUGGAAGCCACAAAAAACACUGAUUUAGUAUUUGAAACUGAUUUACCCGUGAUUUCGACAAAAGACCAAGACAAGCCCAAAAAGAUAAAUAUUCUAUCUGACAUCAUUUUACCAGAAUAUAAGACUGAGCCUAUUGCAAAAACUAAAACUAAAUACUCUAAAGAAAUUGAUACAAGCUUUAACAUUUUAUCACAAACUUUUCCUUCAGAACGCAAUAUUAUCAUAGAAAAACCACGUAAGGUAAGAAAAAUAGAUAAUAUUGCUUUUAAUAUUAACGUUCAUGGUGUUUUAAGUAGUGACGAUAAUGAGGAUAUUAGGGAUGUUGAAAACGUCAAACCAGUUAAAAGACCAAGAAAAUCUCUAGAUAGUUCUACAACUACUGAGGAAGAUUGGAUUAGCACCCAUAGUGAUUCUGACAUAAUUGAAGCACUUAGUGAUGUUACAAAUUUUGAAAUAAGUAUGAAAGAGUCUACAAAUAUUGAUGAAUCUAUAAAUAUGGAAGAAUCUAUAAAUAUGGAUAAACAAAUAAUAAAAGAAGAUAUACAUCAAAUUGACAAGAAUUCAAAGAAAAAAGAGUAUUAUGAAUUAGGAGAAAAAGUGUUGGUAAGAUACUAUCAGUCAAAUAAAUGGAAGUACUAUGUAGGAUUAAUUGAAAGUGUUAAUGACAAUUCAAAAACUUUUACUAUAUCUUAUUACAAAUGCAUAAAAACAAAGGAUUCGGAUGAUAUUAAAUUUAUUAAACUUAAGCUCUUGGAUCGAGAUAUAGCCAUACCAGAAAGUAACAUUGUUAAAAUUAUAGAACUUUUACAAUUCAAUGAAAAUCCUGAAGAAUAUGCAUUAAUGUGUGAUAAGGAUUCUGUGUACUUUUAA
Messenger RNA from Parnassius apollo (apollo), 870 nucleotides. The record is from the annotation of a GenBank genome assembly. NCBI's taxonomy places the organism in Eukaryota, Metazoa, Arthropoda, Insecta, Lepidoptera, Papilionidae.